AGUGGUUCAUACAUAACAUCCAUACGUAAACGUUUAUGAGCGGAUCUUCGCCAAUUUCUUCCAAUGUACCGUCGACACCGGUUUCUAUUACCAUGGGCUCGGCAUUUCGACGACGUUAUCAUCCAUACAUGACUAAACGGCAAUUGGCGACACUGAACAGUCUGAAAAAGUCGAGUCAUUUAGCGGUCAAAGAAAACGCUGCUCGUAACUCGAGUUGUAAAUUCAUUCAAGAAGUGGGCAAGAAACUGGGAUUUCCCCAAACGACCAUCAGCACGUCUCAAGCGUUAUACCAUCGUUUUUAUCUCUAUUAUUCUAUACGGGACUAUUCACCACAGGAUAUCAGUGUAACCUGCCUGUUUGUGGCUUCUAAAAUAGAGGAGACCAUCAAGAAAUUAAAAGAUAUCUUUGUCGCGGUGCACAGCGUCAAAUACCCUGACAGCAAAGAAUUGGAUCCAGAAAACGUAUCUGAGGAACGACGACGCCGCAUUAUCGGAUAUGAAAAACUAUUGCUGGAAACCCUGUGCUUCGAUUUUCAGUUUCGACAUCCCUACGAAUAUGUGGCCAAAUUUGUCAAGUGGAUACAAGCUUUUCAACCUCUCGACGGAAAGAGACUGGCUCGCAAAGCUUAUUCAUUGGCAGUAGAUAGUUAUCGUACGCAGCUCUGCGUAGAAUAUCCAGCACACACCAUCGCUGCUGGCUGCAUCUACUUGUCUUCACGUUUACUAAAGGAGGAAGACAAAGACUUUCGAGGCUUAACAGAGGAGCAGCCAUGGGAUCAGCUUUUCCUAUCGAGAAUGGAGGAUAUUGAAGAUGUUUGUCAGCAGAUUCUUGAUCUUUAUAUUAUGAACAACCGAGGCGACGUCACUCUUUACACACGUAUGAAAAUCGAACUCAAUGAGCAGGCUCAUGAAAGGGGUCCGGAUCCUGAUAUGGAUGAAAUAACACGGCAAGAACUGAAGAGUCGACCAUCGGAUUGGGAAUUCGAAGGCAUGAGUCCGCUCGACGUUGUGAACACGAAUCAACAUACAGUUUCUUAUCAUUUUGCCAACAGUAGCACUUGAUAAAAAUCACGAUAUCCUGCCUAUGCAACAAUUACGCUCUCUGCGGUACUGUAGAUCCAAAUCAAGUUUUGGAGAUAUUUUUAUGCAUGUACAUACUUCAAAAAUCAUAAACUAAAUCAUUCAUUACUCGACACAUCUAUUCUUUUCAGACGUCACAGCACUCUUUCUACUUUGAUAGCAUCCACCUCCUUCAAUAAAAAUCUGCCUCAACAGACCAUGAUCUCAUAAUGUUCCUUUCAGACCCUUUUCAUCACCUUUUUUGGAGUUCAAGAUAUCAACUGGCCAAUUUGACGAUCCCAAUGAAGUCACUGCAGUGAAACUCUGCACCCCUGAAUAUCAUGGGGCUCGGAUUUUUCUGCCGACUGCCGCGACGCCAUUGAAGGCUUGCAUCAUAUAUCCUUACGAGCCGUUUCUUUUAGAAUGUCAAAAAAUUACUUUCAUAGGACGUUUUUGACAACAACGAAUAGGUAAAAGGCUU
Messenger RNA from Radiomyces spectabilis, 1539 nucleotides. RefSeq names its product cyclin-like protein. Gene Ontology annotation, cellular component: nucleus; cyclin/CDK positive transcription elongation factor complex. NCBI's taxonomy places the organism in Eukaryota, Fungi, Mucoromycota, Mucoromycetes, Mucorales, Radiomycetaceae. The record is from RefSeq and is a predicted model, not a curated record. Bases 36 to 1061 code for a protein of 341 amino acids. Gene Ontology annotation, molecular function: cyclin-dependent protein serine/threonine kinase activator activity. The transcript has 7 exons. Gene Ontology annotation, biological process: regulation of transcription by RNA polymerase II; positive regulation of DNA-templated transcription, elongation.